GAAAGCAAGCCACAGAAAGAAAGAAAAACAAUGAACUCACCAACAAUAUACACAGAAAUAGGUAUACGUAACUUGGGAGUUGAGAUAAACGUUCACGUGAAUAUUUGCCCAAAGCAAUAAAAGUAGGUGUACUUUGACUUGAACUACUGCUGGUAGUAAUAUAGCAGCUUGCUAUCACAGGUUCGGACGUUCCUCGGGUGCAGCGCACGCAAUUCGGGUCUUAAAGGCCACGGCAUAAAUCAGUUUCACACCACCUGCAUCCUUGUCAUCGGUGCAAUUAUCUUAAGUCGCAGCAAUGCCUUGGUCCGUAAUUUGAAAGAACUCGAAGGACGCGGAAGAUUCGCGUUGGACUUGAAGGGGAGGAAUCGCAAGACGUGCAAACAGCGACGAGGAACUUUCAACUACAUAACAGUGUCAGCAUCUGCAUUCUGUAUUCAUUUUAGGAUGAACGGCGGAGUAAGGGGGGACAAUCGCAGCUAACCAUUAAGUCAAUGAUGCAGCUUCAAGUGAUGGAUAAGAGGCUUGGAUUGAUAGUUAAUGCUGAUUCAGGUGAAGCGCAAGCACUUAGCAGGUUGACCAGAAGCCUAUUGAAAGUUGAAACCCUAGUCAGAACAUCGCGAAGCCUUGAACCGAAAAAUAUGAAAAAAA
Molecule: messenger RNA, 648 nt
Organism: Suillus subalutaceus
Lineage: Eukaryota; Fungi; Basidiomycota; Agaricomycetes; Boletales; Suillaceae
Exons: 1
Source: RefSeq, a predicted model, not a curated record